This is a messenger RNA of Phoenix dactylifera (date palm), 3474 nucleotides long. The record is from RefSeq and is a predicted model, not a curated record. NCBI's taxonomy places the organism in Eukaryota, Viridiplantae, Streptophyta, Magnoliopsida, Arecales, Arecaceae.
UAUUUGGUGUCUAUAUAUAGAGGUUAGAGUUGUUAUCGGCGGCACGGAUCAGCUGUCCUUCUCCCAAAUCGAAUAGAUUUCUUCUCCUGCCUUUCCCUUUCCGAGUCUUUCCUUCUCUUCUCUCUUCGCUUAUUUUCCAACUCAAGACCGAGGGUUUGGAUUGGAUUUGAGGAGUCCUUCUUUGUUUGUGUCUUGCGCUAGAUCUUGGGCGUAUUAAAGGGGGAGGGCAGGUGAUCGAGGUGCUGUGGGAACUUGGAAGGGUUUAUUGUCUAAGGCGAAGGGAAGGGGGAGAGGGUGGCGCGGUUACGAGGGUCCGACUCGGCGAGGGAGUGGUGGGUUCCCUGACGUCUCUCGGCGGCGUCGUUUGGAGGUGGAGAAAGCGGCGCGCAAAGGAGUCUGGCUUCGCUGGUUUCGGUGGAAUCAUGUCGCAGAACAACUGGGAAGCUGAUAAGAUGCUGGAUGUGUAUAUUUAUGAUUAUUUCGUGAAGAGGAAUUUGCAUGCAUCCGCAAAGGCAUUUCAAGCGGAGGCGAAGGUAUCUUCAGAUCCUGUUGCAAUUGAUGCUCCGGGUGGAUUUCUCUUUGAAUGGUGGUCGGUGUUUUGGGAUAUCUUUAUUGCAAGAACGAACGAAAAGCACUCCGAUGUUGCUGCAUCAUACAUCGAGACUCAACUAAUUAAAGCUCGAGAACAGCAGCAGCAGCAGCAGCCACAGCAGCAGCAGCAGCAGCAGCAGCAGCAGCAGCAUCAGCAGCAGCAGCAGCAACAGCAUCAGAUUCAAAUGCAACAACUUCUGUUACAGAGGCAGCAGCAGCAUCAGCCUCAGUUGCAGCAGCAGCAGCAGCAUCAGUCUCAGGUGCAGCAGCAGCAGCAGCAGCAACAACAACAGCAACAGCAUCAACAACAACAACAUCAACAGCAGCGUAGAGAUGGGACCCAUCUUCUAAAUGGGACGCCUAAUGGUCUAGUUGCGAGUGAUCCUUUAAUGCGACAGAACCCUGCAACUGCAAAUGCCUUAGCAACAAAGAUGUAUGAGGAGCGAUUGAAGUUGCCCCCUCAAAGGGAUUCUUUGGAUGAGUCAUCUAUCAAGAGAUUUGGGGAUAAUGUUGGCCAGCUGUUGGAUCCAAACCAUGCUACAAUGCUAAAGUCGGCUGCAAGUUCAGGCCAGCCAUCAGGGCAAGUUUUGCAUGGUUCGGCUAGUGGUGUUGCGGGCCCUUUUCAACAAGUUCAGGGUAGGAACCCACAACUUCCUGGAUCAACACAGGUGCAUCUCUGUAAAAAUAAUGUUGGUGAUUUCAUUCUUCCUUUUUGUGGCGUGACUAAGACUAUGCAACAGGACAUCAAGACUGAAAUGAAUCAAGUGUUGACUCCCAGAGGUGCAGGUUCUGAUGGAUCAUUAAUUGGAGUGCCAGGACCAAAUCAGGGUGGGAGCAAUUUGACUUUGAAAGGAUGGCCUCUCACAGGCUUUGAUCAACUUCGCUCUGGAAUUCUACAACAGAAGUCAUUAAUGCAGUCUCCGCAACCUUUACACCAACUUCAACUUCUGACUCCACAACAACAGGCACUAUUGCUUCAGGCGCAGCAGAAUUUAACGUCCCCAUCUCCAUCAGCUGGAGAUAUUGACAGCAGAAGGCUUAGAAUGUUCCUGAACAACAGAAAUUUAGUUCUUGGGAAGGAUGGCCCGACAAACUCUGCUGGUGAUGUCAUUCCAAAUAUUGGAUCUCCGAUGCAAACUUGUCCGGGCUUGCCACGUGCUGAUACAGAUAUGUUAAUCAAGAAGAUAGCUCAGUUGCAACAACAGCAGCAACAAAAUAGCAGCCAGCAAACACAGCAGCAGCUUCCGCAGCUUGCCAUAUCUAGUCAACAAUCGCAGAGUUCAACUCACCAUCUUCACCAACAAGAUAAAAUGGGUGCUUCAAGUGGGACAAUGGAUGGAAAUAUGUCAAACUCCUUUCGAGGAGCUGAUCAGGUAUCAAAAAAUCAGAAUGGACGCAAGCGAAAACAACCUGUAUCAUCCUCCGGUCCGGCCAACAGUUCAGGAACUGCAAACACCGCAGGCCCCUCUCCAAGCUCGGCACCCUCAACGCCGUCGACGCAUACUCCAGGAGAUGUGAUUUCAAUGCCAUCGUUGCAACAUAGUGCUGGCUCAUCUAAACCUUUGAUGGUGUUUGGUUCUGAUGGCACUGGAACUUUAACAUCACCAUCAAACCAGCUGGCUGAUAUAGACCGAUUUGUUGAGGAUGCUUCACUGGAAGACAAUGUCGAGUCAUUUUUGUCUCAUGAUGACCCGGAUCCAAGAGAUACAGUAGGUCAUUGUAUGGAUGUUGGCGAAGGUUUUACAUUUACUGAGAUUUUAUCUACUCGGGCAAGUACAAGUAAGGUUGUUUGCUGCCACUUCUCAUCUGAUGGGAAGCUGCUUGCUAGUGGGGGCCAUGAUAAAAAGGUAGUUUUGUGGCAUGCUGAGAACUUAAAACCGAAAUCUACAUUGGAAGAACACUCCCUGCUCAUUACUGAUGUUAAAUUUAGCCCAAGCAUGCCUCGUCUGGCUACCUCUUCUUUUGACAAGACUGUGAGGGUAUGGGAUGCUGAUAAUCCGGGCUAUUCAAUUCGUACUUUUACUGGUCAUUCUGCAUCUGUCAUGUCUCUGGAUUUCCACCCAAAUAAAGAUGAUCUCAUAUGCUCUUGUGAUGGGGACGGAGAGAUACGCUACUGGAGCAUCAAUAAUGGCAGCUGUGUAAGAGUUUUCAAGGGUGGCACAACUCAAAUGAGAUUUCAACCCCGUCUUGGCCGGUAUCUUGCAGCAGCUGCUGAGAAUGUUGUAUCCAUACUAGAUGUUGAGACUCAGGCAUGCCUUCAUUCAUUGGAGGGACACACCAAACAUGUUGAUUCUGUGUGCUGGGAUCCUACUGGUGAGUUGGUGGUUUCUGUUAGUGAAGACUCGGUCAGGGUAUGGUCUCUUGGUUCGGCAAAUGAAGGUGAAUGUGUGCAUGAAUUGAGCUGUAAUGGGAACAAGUUCCAUUCAUGCGUUUUCCAUCCCACGUAUCCACCUCUGCUGGUCAUUGGAUGUUAUCAGUCUCUGGAACUGUGGGAUAUGCACGAGAACAAGACCAUGACUCUUCCAGCUCAUGAAGGUCUGAUUGCGGCCUUAGCAGCGUCAUAUGAGAACGGAUUGGUAGCUUCUGCAAGUCACGACAAGCUUGUUAAACUGUGGAAGUGAAUUCUGCUUCCAAGCAACUUCGCAUCUGCUGUUUGCCCGGGGAGGCUAGCUCUGAUCUAGCUAGGGUAAAGUAGGGCUGCUACGCCUCUUUGUUUCUCCGCCAACGUCUGACGUCAUAGGUACUCCUUUUGUUCUGGAAUAGAUACUAACCAAGUUUUUGUUGUUGCCAUUGCCCGCCGUUGCUGCGGCUGUCAUUUUAACUUUACCCAGUAUACUCUCUUUUUGUUAACUGGUGGAUGUGGUGUUGAAUUAUAGUUUUGUA